Salarias fasciatus (jewelled blenny) is the source of this 6347-nucleotide messenger RNA. RefSeq names its product INO80 complex subunit Da (gene ino80da). Bases 667 to 3669 code for a protein of 1000 amino acids. The record is from RefSeq and is a predicted model, not a curated record. The transcript has 10 exons. Lineage: Eukaryota; Metazoa; Chordata; Actinopteri; Blenniiformes; Blenniidae. Gene Ontology annotation, cellular component: nucleus.
GAUAACAUGCAUGAUAUGUAAGUGCUGUGUGUAACUUUUGCAGUCGGGAUCUCCGGUGUGUGAUUGGCACAUGGUCCAUCAUUAGUGAGCAGCGGCAACAGUGUGGCAGCAGGGCUGAUAACUCAUUCAUAUGGAGGAUGAGAGUCGUGGUCCAGGUGGAUUGAGCACUGUAACACUUUGUUGGACCUCUCAGUCUUAUCUGAUUUAUCCCCGACUCUGGAAAAGUGAAGCACGCAAACCGCACUGUCCUUCAAAUGAACUGUACUUGGUGUCCCUAACAGAUUAACAGAUAGUUGUGCACUGUGAAGGCUUUUAACAAAGUUGAAUUUCCAAUAUGGUAGGAGAGGUUGUUGUUGUUGAGCGGAUUGUUGUCAUGUCCCCGCAGUGCCUGUAGUGGUGCUGUGAGGAGUCUGCUGUGGAUCCAACAAAAAUCCUCAGCAGCCUACCUUCUGCUUGUAAAUUGCUCUGGGUAGCUUAUAUUUACAUGCAUCCUUAUUUCGAGAUACAUCGAGCUCGAUGAAGAUCGCCGUUUCUAUCCUAUCUCGAAUAUCGAUGCACGGAUAGCCUAGCUGAUUCUAAGAGACAUUUCGGCCGUCUGUCUGGAGCGAAUACCUUACACAGCCCAUACCAAUUCAAGCUGAUGUUGUCAAGGACAAGAGUCACGUGAUGUAUGAAGGCAAACACAUACACUUCUCAGAGGUGGACAAUAAGCCGUUGUGCUCGUACAGCCCAAAGCUCUGCAAGCAGCGCCGGCUAAACGGCUAUGCUUUCUGUAUUCGGCACGUUCUGGAGGAUAAGACGGCCCCCUUCAAGCAGUGUGAGUAUGUGGCCAAGUACAACAGCCAGCGAUGCACCAACCCCAUCCCCAAGUCCGAGGACCGCAGGUACUGUAACAGCCAUCUGCAGGUUCUGGGGUUUAUCCCCAAGAAGGAACGGAAGAAGAAGCACGAUGCUUUGGAAGAAAUGCGCUCGCGGGCUCACCUGGAGUCGGUGGCUCUCAACAUUACUGUGCCCUCUCUUGCUCUGAAAGCGUCUAAUGGUCUAGAUGAACUUCCACCUUCUCCCCCCUGUUCACGCCUGUUACCCAUCCCCGACGGGGACUUCCUGGACCCUUUCGCUUUUUACGAGGAUGACACAGACGCGGAGGAGCUGGGCACUCCUCGGAAGAGCAACGCCAUCAAGAAGAAACUGCAGAGUCGCCUGGUGCUCAACCAGAAGCUCUGCCACGACACAGACCUCUUCCAACCACCUCCUGAGCACUUUAGCCCCGCCCCCGCCUCCCGCGUCCACCCCUCCUCACCGCUCAACGCCCAUCUCCCGCGGCAGCAGCAGCCAGGUCUCCUCCAGCUGCCCCAGCACUCCAGCGUUACUUCCUUCAUCUUCCCAGGACAGCAGCAGGGUCUAUUAUGCAAUCCACCACCACCUCAGACGGUCAACUUUCUGCCUCCAGGGAUGCCGGCGAACGCAGCACCCAGUCCAGCGCAACAUUCUGGGCCAUCGCUCAGCAGGAAAAUGCCUUUCACCGCUCCUCACUUGCCUGUCAGUUGCAAGGACAGCGGCAGUACCAAUCAGCGGCAUGUGGUGGUCAUGCGCCCCACAGCCUUCUCACCCUCUGCCAGCUGCCUGGCCAGGUUGCAACAUCUGGUGCAGCUCUGUGCCAAGAGACACCGGGAGCAUGGAGAUCUCUUUCCUCAUUUAGGACUGGACUGGUCCGAAGAUAGCGCCGAUGACGACGACGAUGAAGAAGAGGAAGUUGAGAGAUAUGCUUCUUUUCAGAGCUCUUGGAGAUCACCGAAUGGGCUGGACGAGGACGGCGGCUCCUCUCGGAGGACGCGCCUGCUGAGGCUUUGCUCAUACCUCCAGGAGAAGUACAAGCACAUGUGCAGGAAGGAGAGGGCGAGCAUCCGCCAGAAGAGGUACCGCUAUGCCUUCCGCAAAGCCUUGCUGCACGCCGCCAGCAACAACCCGGACUGCGCGGGGCAGCUGAUCCAGGAGCUGAGCGAUGCGUCUCGCAGCCCUUCAGGAGCGGCUCCAGCACGGCCGCAGAGCACAGACACGGGGACCUGCACCGGCAGCACAAAGGGCCAGGCCUGCAACAACAGAGCCCUGCCCUUCACUCGGCACUGCUUUCAGCACAUUCUGUUGAACCGUUCCCAGCAGCUCUUCGCCAGUUGUACAGCCAAAUUCGCAGAUGGUCAGCAGUGCUCCAUCCCCGUGUUUGAUAUCACGCACCAGACACCCCUCUGUGAAGAGCAUGCCAAAAAGAUGGACAACUUUCUGCGUGGGGAUGGGAACCGGCGAGUGCAGCACCACCACCAGCAGCAGCAGCAGCAGCAGCGAAAGCCCCGUAAAAAGACCAAACCCCCGGCACUCACCAAAAAACACAAAAAGAAGAGGAGGAGAGGGCCGCGGAGGCCUCAGAAACCCAUCCCGCCAGCGUUGCCGCAGGGGAACCUGGGAAUGCCUUCUACGAGCCUGGCGAUGCCGCUGCAGGCCAGCAUCAGGAGUCCUUCAACUCCGGACCUGAGCACGGAGGAGCUUCCCGACGAUAUCACCAAUGACAUGGCAGACAUUCCAAACGACCUGGAGUUGAACCAGGAGGAUUUCUCCGACGUGUUGCCCAGACUACCUGACGACCUGCAGGACUUCGACUUGUUUGAAGGUAAGAACGGCGAGCUGCUGCCCACCACGGAGGAGGCCGAGGAGCUGGUCCGCGCUCUGCAGGCCAUGGGCUCCUACCCGGACUCCCUGGUGUGCCUGACCUCCAUGGGGGACCUGGCCCCGGCCGACGGCGUCGACCACAGGUCCCUGACCGUGUUCCCCGGCCCGGUGCAGCCGGGCGCCAUGGGAGACCUGCUCCACAGCCGCAUCCCGGCGGAGAACUUCACCAGCCUGGAGCUGGAGGACAAUCUCCUGCAGUCCACCGGGGACCACUUCGCCCCGUCGCCGCCAUCUCAGCCCGCCAGCCAGCCCCCGACCUCGUCGUCGUCGUCGUCCGCAGUAUCCGCCACCUCCAUAACCGAGAGGACGUUCUCGCGGACGCACCCGUCGCACGUGCUGGCCAAGCCGGACGCCGCGUCCACGUCGUCCCCCCAGGGCAGCCACUACAGCAGCGAGCACGUGCCAUCCCCGUACAGCGACCACAUAUCGUCCCCCCACGCCAGCUCCUUCCAGACGGACGCCCCCCUCCUGCUGGAAGUCCCUCUCAGCGGGGUGCCGGGGCCGCCGCGCCCCACGUGGAACAACCUCCCGCUCCCCAUCGCCGACCCCACGCAGUUCGGCAGCCUGAUCGGGUCCGAGAGUCACCUCAUCUCCACGUCCCUGUCCACCCCGCCCGCCACCACCACCCACUCGGUGACCCUGCAGCCCAUGGCCGCCCUGUCGGCGAUGCCCCAGGGCGGCCUGACGGGCCUAACGACUGCCCCGGCGCCCGCGCCCUCGUCCUCGCUCCCCUCCCCCUCCCACGACCUGCUGGCCUCCUCGCAGCCCAAGCAGCAGCUCCCCCAGUUCAGCGCGGCCUUCGGCCAUCAACUGGCCUCCCACAGCGGCAUCCCGAAAGACGUGCAGCCCAGCCACAGCUCCACGGCGCCCCCCGCCGGCUUCUCCAUCGUCAGUGCCACCGCUGCAAGUGCCAACAGCGCCACGCCGCCGUUCACGCAGAGCAAGUGAGCGCCGGCAGCGGGCAGCGGUCCGUGGACUGGCAGCCACUUAGGAUCCGGCCGUCUGGCUUCUCAUUAACCCCCCCCCAUCCGCGACACGUGUGCAAUGUGGUAAUCGUGCACUAUUUGAUAAUGAAUUUGCACAACCUCAGAUUUUCCUCCAAUCGUUCUUUGUCCCCCCUCCCCCCCCCCUUCUGGAGCCAGACGUUGCCCGAGAUCUUAAGUCGGUGCGAGUCCACUCGUUUGAUGCCUUGUGGUUUCGUCAGCAGGGGGUUAACAGUCAGAUUUGUUUUGUUUAGUUUUUCUCGAUCGUGGUGAUAUAAGCGGGUGAAAAUUGGCGAGAAGGACCUUUAGCAGAGAUUAUCUGUGUCACAGUGCUCAGAAUUCAUAGACGCCUCAAUCAAUGGUCAGUUUGGUUUGCUUUGCCAGUUCCAGUCCUGUCUUAAAAGGAUCAACUGUACCCUGCCUUGCUCAGAUGGCCAUUGCUUUUUCUUUGAUUUAUCGUUUUCUCUCUCCCCCCCUCCCCCACCUGUUUCACACACCGCUUCCGUCACCCUCUGAAAAAACACCAGUACAGAUUAGUGACAUCUUCGUGAUCCAUUAUGUUUCAAGCUAUUUAACUGUUACCAUGAUUAUAGAGUCGGAUUUCACGGUCGUGAAUUUACCAAAAUACUUUAAACAGCUGUUUUUAUAUUGUGUAUAUUGUACAUGUGCUCAUUUAUUGGUUUUGCUCAGACGUCAAAAUCUCUGACCUCGCCAUUGGUUGUGGGACUCUGAGUGGCCUAGUAGACACUUGAAGGUAACUCUAGUUUCUUAAAGCAAUAAACACAUUAACGUUGUAAGAUAUUUUUAUUGGUCUCAUCACAUGUAGCUUCACUUCCUUAAACCAGGCUGGAUCAGGACUCGUCUUUGAUCUCGAUUAACUUGUAAAAAACGUUUAGUUUUUUUUUUUUUUUUUUUUUUUUUUUUUCCAUUUCAGAACCGACUCCAGACACGAUAAAUCAGGUUUUUCACUCUGAGUGAUUUUUAUUUUUUGGCUAAUAAAUGCGCUUCAGUGUUACGGGGAGGAUGAAGACGACUUUAAUCCAGGGACUUUAAGUGUCUACUCUCACAGGUGCUCUGUGGUCCACAUGCACAAUGGUUUUUUUUUUUUUUUUUUAAUGGCUUGCAUGUCUGACAAAAAGCAAAGUUUCAGGAUUUCCCCCCCCCAAGGAAGACCAGAUUACCCACAACAGACGGCGAAUUGGAACCUCCACUCGUAACGCGGCGGUAGAAAUUGGUGUAUUUUGCACGUCUGAAGUAAAGCAAAUGUCCGUUUUACUCGGUUUUAAAAGUGAUGUUUUUAAGCGACGAAACCGGCGAAAACCUGCAGUCUAGUUCGGGAGUUUUGGAAAGCGAGGACUCGUUGGCCUCGGCUCACGCAGCAACAGCAACACCAUGGGUUUUGAUAGAUAUUAUAUUAGACAUUUGACGGAUCGUCAGACAUUGUUGAGUAUUAGGUAUAUAGAAUAGCAGUCUCUAUCUUGGGGUUUGUUGGUGAAUUAUUGAGUAGCAAUGGAUUGAAAAUUGUUAUUUGCAAUGUAUUCAGUGGAACCUGUGUCUUGUGGAAUGAGUCUCUUGCUUUUAAUGGCUAUCAAAAUGGUCGUGAGUUCUCUUUCGUCGGAGGGAUCAAUGUCUGUAUGCCGUCAUUCUGUUUGUGAUACAUAUUCUGGUGGAGAAUUUUUUUUUGUUGUUGUUGUUGCUGUUUUUUGAUAGCUAUUAAACUCCAGAAGGAAGUCUGAGAUGGCAUGGGGCAGCAAACCUAUUUUUUUUUUUUUUUUUUUACGUGAGAGCGUACAAAUGGUCACUGGCUUGGAAUGAAAAGUUGGACUUUAUGCAUCAUUGGAGAAAACAAAAAAAAGACAAAAAAAAAACAGAUCACCGUACUAUUUCAACAUAGAUUUUGCACAGGAGUGAAUGAGGCCGGUGGUGUUUCACAUGUCCCGUGUCCGUCUUGCCUUUCGCCCCCCUUCCCUCUUUCUCUCUCUCUCUGCUCAUUACAUGAACAGCUGCCAUCCUUACAUCUCUGAGCCUGCACCAGACACCCGUAUUUCCAGCUGUGAGAAGGCCCAGUUCUGUCUCUCCCUUCCAAAGAGAGAAAAAACAAAAAACAAAACAAAAAGCACGUUAUGAAGUGUGAACCUGUAGCUCCGCUGGAGACGGACGGCUGGCCUUCUCCUCCGCCAUCGCAGUGUUUCACCCCCUCCCUCCAUCCCCUCCCCAGAGUUCAGACGGAGACAGAGUAUGGGUGAAAACGAAAUAAGCAAGGCAAUACUGCUGUAACCACAUCGCAUGAGAUUAGUUUCCCCUCCCAACAAACCGCGCAGAACAAAAUCCGACAGGGCUCGUAGGCACGCGCAACUGCUUGAAUCCAGAGAUGGCUGACAAAUUCCUAUACUCAUUGAAUGUACUGUAUUACUGUUUUUAAAGAUAGGAUGAGCUAAUCUAGUCACCUUUUGUUAUUGGUCCUUGUUUAAUUUGUCUAAGGUAUUUUUUGUAUACAAAAGUUUACAUUUUUAUGUAUAUUUUUCUUGUGUACAAAUUAUGUAAUAAGUGUACAAACACUGUAUGUAAUAUCUGUAUAUAGUGUGAGAAAUUUGAUCUUUUGUUUUUGGAUGUAUAAAUAAAACUUGCUGUGAGGUUAUUUGC